AAAGACGGCCGGCAAAAAUGGUUAUUUUUCUGCCUUUUCUGAUUCUUGUUCUGCGCAUUCUGCCGAUUUGCAGCAUAUUUGAGGGAACCUGUCCCAGAAAAGAUCCUCCCCCAGGUGUGCUGGUUGUGUCCUCUGGUAGCAGGCUGGUUCUGACCUGCGACGGCGAUGUGAAGGUAAACGAAGCAAAGGUCAUCCUGACCAGCUCCAUCUGCAACAAAAAGAGGCCCGCUCCAGUCAGAACCCCAGCCCAAAGAGUCCCAAGCAGACGGCCGGCCUCAACUCUGCAGAACACUGAGGCAGGCGUGAGCUCAGACCUCAGACACUCAGACACAGGAAGACACGCCGUCUCUCCUGACACCGUCCACCCAACCUCCGUCAGCAGAACCACAACAGGUGGAUCAGACUGGGAGGAGGAGAACGAUGAUGGUGAUCGUGAAGAUGAGGAAGAAGGGAGCAGGGUAACGAGAGGCAUCAGGGCGAGACAUCAGUGGAAGUGGAACAAACUGCCAGAGAAGAAACGAGACAGGAACUGGGGACAAAACCCAGUUAUCAGUCAUGAAGAUUUUCUGUCUCUUGCUUCGGUGAGACCGACAGACGCGGGGAAAUACGCUUGUUAUCGCCAAGGAGAAGAAAGCUUUGCUGUCAAAGUCUUUGUUGCAGAUCCUCCUGAGAGUCCGAGUCUGUCCUGCUACAAAAAGUCACCCAGCAGUAAAAUUCGCUGUGAAUGGAAGCCUCAGAAACCCGUCUUAAAGCAUCCGGACUGUUACCUGAUUUUAAAAAAAGGUGAAACAACAGAGCAGGUCCCCUGCUCGUACUCUUCCCAGCACUCUCAGUGUUGGUGCGCUCUGGAGCACAACGAAGACGAGCAGAGAACCCUUCACGUGGCCUCCCUGUGCGUUACGAGCAUCCUGGGCAACGCCACCAGCCCCCCGUCAUUUUUCAAGCCCCUGAAUAUUUUGAAGCCUGACCCCCCAUCAAACAUAUCGGCCCACCAAGAGGAGGGCCACGAGAGAAGGUUGAAGGUCUCCUGGAACUUACCGCGUUCCUGGAAGCGGCAGGAUGACUUCUACGACCUCAUUUAUGAGCUCAGAUACAGACCUUUGACAUCAGCGCAUGAACAAGUAGAUAAGAUAAAAAGCCAGCGCUCAUACAUUAUCACCAACACUCUGCCUGGUGAGGAGUAUCUGAUUCAGCUCCGACUCAAAGAAGAAUAUGACGGUCAGUGGAGUGAGUGGAGUUCACCGCUUUAUGCCAGGAGUUGGACGGCUGAAGUUGUAGAGACUGACUAUUCUACGACCACGAUGGUUGAUUUGUCCACCCUGGAAGACUUGGGCUCUGGUUUACCGGAUGAUGACUGCCUUGAAGGUAGCGUAGGAGAGAGAGACUGCCACAGUUUUGAAAAUGACUCGUGUCUCAACUCAGAUGCUCCAGGCAAGAUACCACAUUAUGUGCUUUGGAUUUCUGUUUCUUUUGCCUUUUUAUCAGCCAUCUUUGCAAUCUACAUUUUCAGACACAAGGACAAAUUUGUGUCUAAGCUCCACAAACUUCAUGUCAUCACCUGGUGUGGUGACUUGUCUCCACCUUCACCCCUUGCCCCAGCAGCCACAAAGGAGGAGACUGUGACGACCUUUCUCCCCCAGCUUUACGAGGAAUGCCCGCCAAGUGACAUGCAAGAAGAGGAUGAAAAUGAGGAAGAACAGACUGUGACAGGCAGGAUAGAAGCCAUGAACUUUAACAACACAAGUUAUUUCUUUCUACAGAGUGAGUUGUGAACAAAGACAGACAUUUGGACAGCUUUUUACGGGUUGUUUUGCACUUUAGAGCCAAAAAUACAGGUGUCAAGGUAUAAAAAGGAACUUUUUGAGUGCGCUGAAGGGAAAC
Messenger RNA from Nematolebias whitei (Rio pearlfish), 1881 nucleotides. It is a transcript of the gene il6r, whose product is annotated as interleukin 6 receptor. The transcript has 10 exons. Gene Ontology annotation, cellular component: membrane; external side of plasma membrane. Bases 18 to 1772 code for a protein of 584 amino acids. Gene Ontology annotation, molecular function: protein binding; cytokine receptor activity. Gene Ontology annotation, biological process: cytokine-mediated signaling pathway. The record is from RefSeq and is a predicted model, not a curated record. NCBI's taxonomy places the organism in Eukaryota, Metazoa, Chordata, Actinopteri, Cyprinodontiformes, Rivulidae.